Protopolystoma xenopodis is the source of this 597-nucleotide messenger RNA. NCBI's taxonomy places the organism in Eukaryota, Metazoa, Platyhelminthes, Monogenea, Polystomatidea, Polystomatidae. The record is from the annotation of a GenBank genome assembly.
AUGUGUGUGUCAAUUUUUGAAGUUAAUGCGGAUGUUAAUGUGAAUAUGGAUCUUCAUAUGGAUCUUCAUUUUGAUAUUAAUGUGGGUAAUGAUAUGUAUUGUGAUUUCCAUGUUGAGGUUGAUGUGCAUGUGGAUGUUGGUGUGAAAAAGGAUGUAGAUGUUGAUGUAUAUUUUGGUAUGGAUGGGGAUGUGGAUGAUGAUAUGGAUGCUGAUUUGAAUGUUGAUGUGAAUUUUAAAGUGGUUGAUGAUAUAGAUUGUGAUGUGGAUGUAGAGGUUGAUGUGCAUGUGGAUGUUGAUGUGGAUGCUGAUUUGAACGUUGAUGUAAAUUUUAUAUAUAUGUUGAUUUUCGGAGUUAAUGUGGAUGUUAAUGUGAAUGUGGAUCUUCAGGUGAAUCUUCAUAUGGAUCUUCAUUUUGAUAUUAAUAUGGGUAAUGAUAUGGAUUGUGAUGCCUAUGUUAAGUUUGAUGUGUAUGCUAAGGUUGGUGUGAAAAAGGAUCUAGAUGUUGAUGUUUAUUUUGAUAUGGAUGGGGAUGUGGAUGGUGAUAUGGAUGCUGAUUUGAAUGUUGGUGUGAAUUUUGAUGUGUCAUUUAAUUUUUGA